GAAUUUUCUUAUAUAGGUCUUUCGUCUUUCUUGAAUUUUCUGAUAGAUACUCUGUCAGAUAUCCUGUAUUAUCAGUUGGCUGCUUCAUCCGUGUAUAGACUGGUUCUUAUUCUACAAGUAUGGCGCAGACCAUGUGUCGUCUAUCACAUUCACAUCGCAAGAACAUCUCUCCUCUACCACCUAUAUCAUGUAGUCGUUCAAGGGCAAUCCCCUACCUACCAACCCCUCAAACACGCCCUCCAAAGCCAAAGCGAGAGCCAAAGCAAGAGGCCCAAUUCCCCCUCCUGGCCCUCCCCCUCGAACUCCGCCAAAUCAUCUACAACUACGCCCUCGCCAUCCCCAACGACUACAACAUCGACAAACCCUUAAUAGUGGUCAACGACCGCGGCACCAACGCCUUCACGGCAAGAGGCCGCUACCGCGCCCUCUCCAUGUGUCCCAGCUGGGUCGGCGAAGAAGGCCAAGUCCGCGCCCUCCUCUCCGUCAACCGCCAGAUCCACGACGAGGUCGAAGACCUGCUCUACUCAGACCACACGCUCUUCUUCCUCAACUCGUUCAACCUCGACCGCUUAGGCGCCUUCCUCGAUACCCUGAGCGACACCGCCCGUCGACGCAUCCGCAGCGUCGGCUUCGAGGUCUGCUUCUUCGUCCAUGCCCAGACGGGCGUGCCUAAGCGUCGACUCCGCGACUAUGACCGUGCGGCUCGCAUGCUUGCGGAGAAGCUGCCCCGCUGGUCGUCCGUGCUGCUUUAUCUGGAGCCACGCUCUUAUUUUCCUUCUGCGGCUGUGGGGGGCAGGGAUCUUUCUGCGAGGGGCGUGUUGUAUCUGGCGAGGUUGUUCGCGGCGCUGGGGAUGGAUUUGCAGGUUUGUGCGCUGCCGGCUGUUCAUCGGCAUGUUAUGGAUAAUGUGCAGAUGGGGUGUUCGUUAUGAUUUUUUCUACUUCUUGUUUUUGUUUGGCUUGGUUUCUUGUCUUGUGUCGCUGUUCUGAUUCCCCUCUACCUGACCUAUACCCCCAUCUAUAUGUCUGGUUUAUAUCCCUGUUUCAUACCCUGCUUUAUACCUCCACUCCCAUUGCAAUGCCCCCCUCCACUCUGUGAAAACGUUCCCGAUGCAUCGACCUGCGUGAUGACUCCUCACUUUGAUGUCUUGGAGUGAUUGGCUGUCUACGGAUGCAGGAUGACGUUAAUGGUCAGAUAUGCCCAGAAACGUUGUGAUGCCUGCCUAUGGACGGUCCGCUAUAUUUCUGGGUGUUUUGUUUGACUGUGCGAGAAGUCCUGUUACAGGCACUUAAUACUAUAUAGUACUUCUAAUGAUAA
Molecule: messenger RNA, 1315 nt
Organism: Aspergillus campestris IBT 28561
Lineage: Eukaryota; Fungi; Ascomycota; Eurotiomycetes; Eurotiales; Aspergillaceae
Exons: 1
Coding region: 120-929 (269 amino acids)
Source: RefSeq, a predicted model, not a curated record